This is a messenger RNA of Salmo salar (Atlantic salmon), 2322 nucleotides long. It is a transcript of the gene cyb561a3a, whose product is annotated as cytochrome b561 family, member A3a. The record is from RefSeq and is a predicted model, not a curated record. NCBI's taxonomy places the organism in Eukaryota, Metazoa, Chordata, Actinopteri, Salmoniformes, Salmonidae. Gene Ontology annotation, molecular function: oxidoreductase activity. Gene Ontology annotation, cellular component: lysosomal membrane.
AUACAUUUCCCAUCAUGCCUUGCGAGGUCAUUAUGUAAAUGUGACUUGUAGUAAACACCAGCAGCCGUUUUAGUGCUGCUUGAAUAUAAUUUAUUUCUAAACUUUACAACAUUUGGCAAUGAUUACAAGUAGUAUUUAAUUAUCUCGACCUAAGCUGAUAUGGAAGAAUCGUAAGAUAGGGCACCUGACCGGAUGCAUGACUAUACCCCACCUAUCACCUGUUCAACCCCAUCUGAGUGCUUCCCCCUAAGCCAGUGGAAUGAGACAAUGGAAUGUGGAAGCGAGUUAGCAGUUGACACAAUGAAAAAGGAACUGAAAUCAAGGGCCAUUCUUGCAGAUUGUUCUACCAGGAUGAGAUCCAUUGUGUCUUUCUACUUCUGCUACCUGCUGUGCCUGUGCCUGGGGAUCGCCUGUGUGGUGUUUGUGUCCAUCUGGAACUCCCACUGGCGUGGUGGCUUUGCCUGGGAUGGCUCGGCCCUUCAGUUUAACUGGCACCCUGUCCUGAUGGUCACAGGUCUGGUCGUGCUCUACGGCAAUGGAGCAGUGUUGUACCGCAUUCCCCUCACAUGGGGGCAGAAUAAGCUGCCCUGGAAACUGCUGCAUGCUGGUGUCAUGCUCCUGGCCCUGCUCUGCUCCAUCCUUGGCCUCUGUGCUGUGUUUGACUUCCACCACACCAACAGCACUCCCAACCUCUACUCCUUGCACAGCUGGAUUGGCAUUUGCACUACAGCACUCUUCACCACUCAGUGGGUGAUGGGCCUUGUUGGCUUCCUCCUGCCCUGCUCACCCAUGUCAUUCCGCAAGCUGCUUAAGCCUGCCCAUGUGUGGAUGGGAGGCUGCAUACUGAUACUCAGCAUUGUGUCCUGCAUCUCAGGGAUCAACGAGAAGCUCUUCUUUGCACUGAAAGGAACCACCAAUGGGACAAUGCCAUAUGGCAACCUGCCACCUGAGGCAUUGGUCGCCAACUCGUUAGGAGUCUUGAUUGUAGCCUUUGGAUUGGUCGUCCUGAAGAUUCUGUCCAAUCAGAAAUGGCAGCGACCAGAGCCUCGAAGUGAAGACAUGGGCUACAGUCCACUGCUUCAAGACGACAGCUAAUAGAAGAGAUGAGGAGGCUUCAAACCCGCAAUGAGCCGCUAACUAUACUACGCAAGCUAUCCAGAAAUAUGAUCUGCCCCUGCUGGGUCCAAAGUUGCCUUAAGCAAAUAAUGAGAUGCUGAAUGUCCUAGCCAAUGUCAGGACCAGGGCCAACCCUGGGCAUAAGGGCCCCUGGCCACUUGGGGGUCUGAACUUACUGUUGAGAGUUAAUAUAGUAAUACUGUUGAGAGUUAAUAUAGUAAAAUACACUAGGUAGAAUUUCAAAAUGUGGUAUUACAUCAGCAGUUUUUCUCUUAUGUCAGUCACUGACAGUCACUGAAUUAGCCCAUGUCAGCUAAAAAUGUUUUGAUUGGUAAAUUAGUCUAGCCAGCUAUCUAAACCUUGUAGUAAUCAUGGCCAAAUUACUGACUCGGCACGCAAGGCACAUGCCAAGGGGCCCUGAACUCCAGGGCGCUCACAUUGAUUUUGUUAGUCAUUCUCACUCAGAUAUCAUAUUAAAGUGGUACUUCGGGAUUUCGGCAGUGAGGCCCUUUAUCUACUUCUCCAGAGUCUGAACUUGUGGAUACCAUUUUCAUGGUUCUGUGUCCAGUAUGAGGCAGGCUAGAGGUAGUUUCGCCAGCCAAUGCUAACUAGUGUUAGCACAAUAACUGGAAGUUUAUGGGUAUCUGCUGGCAUGCUAGCAGAUACCAAUAGACCUCCAGUCAUUGCGCUAACGCUAGUUAGACAUUGCAAUAGCGCUAGUUAGCAACUUCCUUCAAACCGCACACAGAGACAUUAAAAUGGUAUCAAGAAGUUCAUCUAACUCUGGGGAAGUCGAUAAAGGCCCUCAGUGUCAAAAUCCCAAAGUAUCCUUUAACAUGGCAUAAGUCAUGGCAAAAUGUGUAAAAUUGCUGGAAAUCAGCUGUAAAACUGCAAAUGUUUCUCAAUGUUCCAUGGCAAAAUGAGUAGAAUUGCAUGAAAUUUACUUUCAAACUUAAAAAUGUUUCUCUCCGCCGUCAAGAUGGGACCACGGAAAUGUUUUGGCUGCGAGGUGGAACCCCCCCAAGCAAAUCUUUCUUAGGGCCCCCAAAAGGCUAGUGCUGGCCCUGGUCAUGACAGUGUUGUAAGAAAUAAUAUGUGUCCCAUCAAGAUAAGUUUUAUAAAUGUAUUAAAUAGUAGAUUUUAUAUCGCUGCCUUGUUUUUUUAAUGAAUAAGAUAAUGAAUAAAGUAUGAUAUACUCAAAGAUAA